This is a messenger RNA of Patella vulgata (common limpet), 2274 nucleotides long. Its product is annotated as nucleoporin p58/p45. The transcript has 14 exons. The record is from RefSeq and is a predicted model, not a curated record. Gene Ontology annotation, cellular component: nuclear pore. Lineage: Eukaryota; Metazoa; Mollusca; Gastropoda; Patellidae. The coding region runs from base 42 to 1841 and encodes 599 amino acids. Gene Ontology annotation, molecular function: structural constituent of nuclear pore. Gene Ontology annotation, biological process: nucleocytoplasmic transport.
CGACCUCGACCUUGAACCGUUAAAAGCGGUAGAAAGUAGAAAUGGCGAGUGGAGGUGGUUUUUCCUUUGGAAACACUGCAUCAGCAGGAACUGGAGGAUUUAAUUUUGGCACUGCAGCAACACCAGCGGCCACAACAACUGCAGGAUCAACAGGAAUUUCAUUUGGAGCUACGUCAACAGUACCCACGGCUGGAAUACAACCAUUUGGUGUAACGCCAGCAAAAACACAAACUUCAGGCUUGACUAUUGGUAUAGCUACACCAUCUACGGUUGCUACUUCUGCUGCAGGUGCAACAACUGGUUUCUCACUGGGUUUACCAGCAGCUGGUACAACCCCUUCACUCGGAGCUUCCACAGGUUUUUCUCUCAAUGCUGCAGCGACAAAACCCGGACUGUCAUCAGGAUUAACGUUAAAUACAGCUGGUUUAUCUCUCGCUGUUCCCACAACUGGUACCCCAGGAUUAUCUUUUCCUGCUGCGUCAUCCGCUGCUUCUACAGGUCUCUCCAGCUUCAAAUUAGGUGCUACAUCAGCUACUACUGGAGGAUUAGGUGGUGGAUUGUUUAAUUCAACAACUAGUACAGCACCUAGUAUUUUUAAUAAUGUCAGCACUACUACUACUAGUAUCGGAUUAGGUGGUGUCGAUACUAAAACAUCUGCAGCAGCAUCAGGUGGUAGCACCACUAAUGGUAAAUCAAGUGAUGUAAAAGCUUUAAAAGAAACCAUGAUACCUGAUAUGUUAAACCAGUCUGUCGACAGUUUUCAUAAAUAUAUAAAAGAUGAGAAAGUUGUACGUGAAGGUAUAGCGAGGAUGUCAUCUAAACCGUUAGUAAAGGUGCAGGAAGAUACGGCAGCACUGAAACAACUUCUAUCCGUCGUAUCAAAUACCUUACAGAGAAAUACCUGUGCUGUAGAAAAACUUAAACGAGAAAUGACGCAGGAGUUAAAGAAUGCGGAGAUGGCUCAUAGAACAAAAGAUACACCACCAGGUUUGCAGUAUGAAAAUACAGCACCUAAUGAGUAUUUUCAGAUUUUAGUUGAAGAUUUUGAGAGUCGAAUGUUAACAUACAGACAACAAAUAGAAAUAUUAGAGAACCAUCUGACAUCAUUACAUCAACCUAGUAGACAUUCACCUGCAGAGUUAAUAGCUUUAUUACGUAAAUUACACGAGACAUUUGUAGCUUUAGCUGCCCAGUUACAACAAGUACACGAAGCUGUCAAGACGCAGAAGGAACAUUAUUUAAAUUAUCGCAAGAUAUUUCAUGGUGAUACAAAAAAUAUUUUUGAGAGACAGCAAAAGUCUGCCGUACGAGUUCAUGUUAGUCGUACGAUAGAGCAGACAGGUCCAAACCCCUUUACAGGUUUAACCAAUGCAACAGCUGUUGCCAUGGCGUCAGUUUUAACACGCUCACAACAACCAUCAGGGGCCCCACCCAUUGUUGGUCUAACCAGUGGUUUAAAUACAUCCUCUCUAGGAUUUGGACUCGGCAGCUCCACACUGGGUACGUCGACAUUGGGUAGCAGUACGUUAGGAGGUGGAGGAGGUUUAUUUGGUGGUUCAGGCCUGUCGUCAUCUGUAACUCCUAGUAUUAGACCAGCCCUUUCUUUCGGUUCUACAUUCACAUCUACGCCUAUUAAACCCUUAGGUUCAACUGGAGGGUUAUUUGGAAGUUCAACAUCUGCUACACCAGCAGCCACAACAGGAUUUGGACUCGGCACCACACAACCAACCUUGGCUACCCCUAGUCUCGGGGUUGCACCCUUUAAUAUCUCAUCCAGCACCAAUCAACCCUUUACCCUAGAUAAACCCCCGGGACCCGGUGGUAAACGCAAUAAACGAUGAAUACAUAUCAUCAAAUAUCAUUCCUUGAAAAAUUAUACAUAAUUCAUACUAAUCUCUUCUCUAAAGCAAUAAAAGAACAUGUCUUAAGCCACUUGAGGUUUGGAAGUCGAUCCAGGAGUUUUCCAAGAAACAUCCUCGGAAUUUUCCAGCGUGGUUUCCACUUGUCAGUGGGUACAGGACGCAAGGACAGUGUCUAGUCAUGCAAAUGGGACGAAAUACAACCGUUGACACUUGAACGCGAAAUAGGAGUAGGCCGUAGUGCCUCAUUGAUUACACACUAUUGCGUACACACGUUUUUAUUAGCCCAAUCAGUGCAGAAAGUAGGACGUUAAACCCCAUUUCAUUUUGUUUCAUUUAUAUACCGAAUAUUUUUUUGUAUGAUUUGAGUCAAAAUUCACAUAUUGUACGUAUUAAAUCAUAUUUCAUAACUUAA